Messenger RNA from Sebastes umbrosus (honeycomb rockfish), 852 nucleotides. Its product is annotated as IGFBP domain-containing protein. Gene Ontology annotation, molecular function: insulin-like growth factor binding. Gene Ontology annotation, biological process: regulation of signal transduction; regulation of cell growth. The record is from RefSeq and is a predicted model, not a curated record. Gene Ontology annotation, cellular component: extracellular region. The coding region runs from base 1 to 675 and encodes 224 amino acids. The transcript is spliced from 4 exons. NCBI's taxonomy places the organism in Eukaryota, Metazoa, Chordata, Actinopteri, Perciformes, Sebastidae.
AUGUGGAUGCUCUUCUUCUUGAGUGCCUUGCUGGGGGUAUUGGGGUCACAGGAAACGCCCUCUGGAGCAGCCCAGCAGCUUCAGGCCCUUCACUGCCCGCCCUGCGAGCGGAUACACUGCUCCUCCCGGCGGGCGCUGAAGCUCCAGUGUAAAGGCGGCGUCACGACGGGCGUGUGCGGCUGCUGCCCCGUCUGUGCCAGAGCAGAGGGGGAGACCUGCGGAGGGACGUGGGACUAUCUGGGCAAGUGUGACGAGGGACUAGUGUGUGUUCACCAGGACUCAACAACAGCUGACAGAGCAGACGCAGAGCGCAGAGGCACCUGUGAAGCAGUGAUUGAGUCAUCGGAUCCAGAGAGCUGUCACCCAGAGUGCACCAGGGAGUACUGUCAGGCCAACCCCUCUGAAAUCUGCUCUGCAAGGUUUGUAUCUCUGGAGAAGACAGCGUGCCAGGGCUCCUGCCAACACACCUCCUGUUCAAGCUGUCUGCUGUUGAAACCUCCAUCAUGCCCUCAGACCUGCAGCCCCUCCGACUCCUCCUGUCUGCAGCACUUUGGGAAGUGUGUGCACAAUCACCUGACAGCCACUCAUAAUCCUGUAUGCCACAACAACCUGCAGAGUCAUCCUGAGGGGCAUUUCCUGUGUUUGGUCCCAGCCUGUCCGAACGCAGCCAAGUAAAGAAAAGAAGUCUUCACUAGUUCAUGUAGCAAAAUGGAAAAAAGGCAGCUAUCUAUUAACUUUGUGUAUAACUUGAAAAUUCAAAAACAAUCACAUUUUGUAUGCAAUGUGAAUAAAAACCUGUGAAAUGUAAUGUAUUAUUGAAUCAUGAGAAAUAAAAUGACAUGUCAUACUGUG